Molecule: messenger RNA, 1534 nt
Organism: Drosophila serrata
Lineage: Eukaryota; Metazoa; Arthropoda; Insecta; Diptera; Drosophilidae
Gene: mTTF
Product: mitochondrial transcription termination factor
Biological process (GO): termination of mitochondrial transcription; regulation of DNA-templated transcription
Cellular component (GO): mitochondrial matrix
Molecular function (GO): double-stranded DNA binding
Source: RefSeq, a predicted model, not a curated record
AUUUAAAAUUUUCCUAACAGCUUUUUUGCAAGCAGUUAAGUGUCCUACAUGUUAGCUUUCAGAUGUCUGCGCCAGUCAGCUGAUUACCGAGUGCAACAAGUUGGCAGCGCCAUCACUGCGCCGGUUCAAUUGACGCAAAAGUUGUUUUAUAAGAAAUAAUAAAUUAAUGUUUUAACCGCUUGAAAUGCUGCGAAGUCUUGUACGCAGCUUGGAGACGGCUUUCCAGUUGAAUAGACCGUUGAACGCAAACGCUGGAUCGCGUCUCUGCAUAAGGCGCUCGCUCUUUUCGCAGUUCGAAGGCCAUGCCGUUCCGAGGAAAUCUCUGCUGACCGCCGCGGCAGAAACCACAAAUGCGACAACGGCGCCCGUUGGCAGUGAGACGGACAAUGAGUAUGUGCCGUAUCGGCCAGAGCUGGAGAAGGGCACCAAGGCCAGUGUUCUCGUCGAAUUGCUGCGUGAACGCUUCCGCUUCUCGGACACAGAGCUGCAGCGGAUCAUGACCGACGAUGUGGUGCAUCGCAACUACCGUGGACGCGCGCUGGCCAUGACAUUGGAUACGCUGCAGGUGGAAGGGGUUAACAGACGCAGCUUGGUUGAAUAUCCCUGGGUAAUAGGCCAGGACAGCAAACGUUUGGAGCUUAAGUUGCAGCUGCUCAAGUCAAUGGAUAUUACGGAUAUCAACCACUUUGUGCCUUUCCUGCGCCUCACAGUGCCACGACUCCGGAAGCUGGUCAGCGCCCUCAACUCAGAGAGGAGCGCGAUGCCGCAGAGGAACCGCGUCUACUACAUCAGUGAAAAGCUGGAGGUCAGCCCCGAUCUCGUUGCCAAAUACCUCUCGAAGCGGCUCUUUAUACUAGAGAUGCCUUACGAAAUGUUCGAGAAGAACCUCCAUCACAUGAUUGACUACAAUGUCUCGCCUAUUAAUAUCCUAAAGGACCUUUGGGCCUUUCGCUACACUCCCAAGGCUGUCCAGUUGCGACUGGAGCGCGCAAAGCGGGCAAAGAAAGAUAAGAUUAUGCCGUGGAUGGUGCGCUGUCCGGAGCCCAUAUUACAGCGUUCGCUGAAGCUAACCCUGGACGAGCUGCAGGUGCUGGGCGAAUUCUCCUCCGUGGUGGAGUAUGUGGCGCAUCGGCUAGGCUUUACAGUGAACGAGGCCAAGGGGAUUAUGGACAGGCAUCCGCAGGUGCAUACCGUGCGAGUGACAAAGAUCAAGGAGGUCAUCGAUUAUCUACUCGAUGAGGCGAAAUUUACAAGAUUCGAGGUGGCCCAAGUGCCUCGUAUUUUGUGCCACAGCCUGAAAACCACCAAGAAACGAAUAGAGGAGCUGAAAUCCCACGGCUGUCGACCCUCCUCUCUUGUGAUUAUCUGUCGCAGCAGAAGGGAGUAUGAUAAGUUCCUAAAGCAUUGGGUAAGCCAUGGCAGAGAUCCCGAAAUUGUUUCUGUUCCAUGAGAUAGGGAGAUCGCUUCUGGAAGAGUCAAUGACUCAAUCUGUUGAUUUUAUAUUUAAGCGUUUGCAUUAAAUAAAAUGUAUGCC